Carica papaya (papaya) is the source of this 2588-nucleotide messenger RNA. The record is from RefSeq and is a predicted model, not a curated record. Lineage: Eukaryota; Viridiplantae; Streptophyta; Magnoliopsida; Brassicales; Caricaceae.
AAAAAUAUGAAUGAUGUCAGUGUAUCCUAGAAUUAUAAUAAAGUUAUCAAUAAUUAUCACAAUAAGCAUCAUCCAACAUAGUAAAGCUGCAUCUUUUUCAUAUGUGCAAAGACCAUUUGCAACAACAGAUAGUUUUAAAAGAUAAAAGUUCUGUAAUAUGUAUUAGCAAAAAUAAAAUCGGAAAUGAGACCUUUGCAAACUAAAAGGAUAAAAAUGUUAACCUCUAUAGAGAAGUCUUCAAGUUUCUGUACAAAGAGAACAAGGGGUAGAAGCUACAAAAUAAUACGAGGUUCAAAAUUGAAAUCAAUCUUGACAGGCUUACAAGUAAAUAAGCUCACCAUGGAAGGUAUCCUCUAUCUUUGUGAUGGCUUUUUUCUUGAUUUUCUACUCUAACCUUAAUGUAGUUAUGAUAUUUUGCUUCUUUGCUUUCCAAUGAGUUAAUGAUUUGUUGCUAAGGAAGAUUGGGGUUUCGUAUGGAGAUGUUGAUUGUUGGUAAUUUCCGCCAAAAAAUGAAGGGGUAUUGAGAUUUGCUAGAAUGUAUUUCUGAUUCAAAUUGUCAUGAAGGUAACUUUUUUAUGAGGAAGAAACUCCUUCUUUUGUAAGAAAUGCAUUUAGAUUCCACCUCAAGAUACAUAAAAAAUAUUGACUUAUUGGUAUUGUCUAAGGCAAUGGAUUUCAGUUUCUCCUUGGGACAUAUUAAGACGAUUUAUUUACCAUAAGCUAAAACAGGGGAAAGUUUUAUCACACACCAUCUCUGAACCUUGAAACCUUCUCAAUAACCUUACCAAGAUAAUGACGAUGAUGUAGACAACAGAAGUGAUAGAACAUUGAUGCGUAACGAGCAAAGACAAACAUUGAGCUCUGAAAAUGCAUUUUAAUGGAAAUUUUGCUCAAGCAGAUAGUUUGUUGUGCUGUGGAUCUUAUGUUCCAUGAAUUUAUCUUUAGUUGAUAUGCUCUAGAAGAAAAUGAACCUUUCUCUUUUGCUGUAUAUUUUCUCCACUUCGGUAACAAGUUUUAAUCUAUAUCAAUUCCACACAGCUAUGAGGACAUGACAUCGUAUUGGAUCUUGUGGGUGCAACAUUUUUUUGAAAUCACCAUCCUGGCUUAGCAGCUUUUGUUGACGUGUUGCAAUUUUCUCAUCUUUGGUGUAGCAUGGAGGACAGAAUUCCUCACAUAAUCACUUUUGAGGGCUCAAUUACUUUUAUAGAUUGUUUUUAGCUAGAAGUGUAUUGAGACUCUCCCUCUUGCUCCUCAACAAAUACAUGAUCUCUUCUCGAACUAUCAUUGUCUUAUUUUAUUCUCAUGGGCGUCAAGUUUCUGGUCCUUCUCUGGCUUACAGCUUAUAUCAGCUUUUCUUGAUGCAAUUUAACUUCAUUUUUUGCAUGUGUCUCACUCUUCCUGGCCUGUUUGACUAGGUAGGUAGUGCUGCUGCAUAUUUGCAGACGGGUGUAUUUUCACCUAGGCGGUAUUUUAUUAUCUUGGCUUCAUCAGUUCUUAUUAUUGCUUGGCUAAAUUUAAGCAAUGAUGUUUAUGAUUUUGACACAGGAGCAGAUAUAAACAAAAAAGAAUCUGUUGUAAACUUGCUUGGAAGCCGUACAGGGGCUUUUUCUGCUGCAUACUCAUCAUUUGCUCUUGGCUUCAUGGGAUUGACUUGGGCCUCUAUAGAGGCAAGGAACACACGUUCACUUUUGUUACUGGCUUCUGCAAUAUUUUGUGGCUAUAUAUACCAGUGUCCGCCAUUUCGAUUAAGUUACCAAGGAUUGGGAGAACCGCUUUGCUUUGCAGCAUUCGGACCUUUUGCCACUACGGCUUUUUACUUACUGUUGGGAAGCACAAGUGAGAUGAGCCAUCUUCCCAUUACUAGCACAAUUCUUUCAGCAUCUCUACUUGUUGGCUUCACAACAUCAUUAAUCCUCUUUUGUAGUCACUUUCAUCAGGUGGAAGGAGAUAGGGCCGUGGGGAAAAUAUCACCCUUGGUUAGGCUGGGAACUGAAAGAGGAUCUGGUGUAGUAAAAGUGGCAAUCACAACACUCUAUUCUCUUUCAUUUGCUCUUUGUCUAAGUAAAGCUCUUCCCUUAACUUCCAUUAUUCUUUGUGGCCUGACCUUACCAAUGGCAAAAAUUAUUGUGAGCUUUGUAGAAGAGAACCACAAGGACAAUGAGAAGAUCUUCAUGGCAAAGUAUUAUUGCAUGAGACUGCAUACUUUAUUUGGCGCUGCGUUAGCUGCUGGACUGGUGGCAGCUAGAGUGUUGCUAUGAACCUAAAAAGAGAUAUCCUAAAGCCAAGAUUUGUAUAACCAAUCUUGAAGUUGAUAUGAUGCCAGAAACUUGAUGAUAUGCGGCCGAUAAGUACCUGAAAUACCUGACACUGAUGUUUUACUGCAACUGCAUAUUACACUCUUGCUUAAAGUAAUUGCGCAAUUAUGUUGCCAGAAUGUACUGUAGAGUUUGUGUUUAUUGUUUAUUGAAAUGUUGUCGGUAGCAAGUAUCAACCAUUAUCCAUAAUGUAGAAGAGAAAUUGAUAAGCGUUCCAUGAGUAUAUUUGAACAAUAAAACUUAAAUGAGAAAUAAGAGGGAUGAUUUUUGUUA